CCACGCCGGAAAUGCGGACCGGCCGCGUUCGGUCCGGCGGGCCCGGAGAGGAGUGUUCCGAGAUGGCUGGCGGUGCCAAUCUUGAGGCCCAGCUGUGUUCCGAACAGUUCGGUUCCGGGGCGGCGCGGGGCUGCCUCGCCGCCGCCGACGGCAGCUUGCAGUGGGAGGCUUGGGAGUGGCGCUGGUGGGGGCUCUCUGGGCCGUGCCCGGGGAGAGCCCGAGGACGGGAUGGCGGCGGAGGGGGGACCCCCGGGACGGCUUCUCCGCGUCUCUCCGGCCUGUUGGUCGUGUUCCUGCCGCAGGGCUUCCCCGACAGCGUCAGCCCGGACUAUCUGCCCUACCAGCUGUGGGAUUCCGUGCAGGCCUUUGCUUCCAGCCUCUCGGGCUCCCUGGCCACGCACGCAGUCUUGCUGGGCAUAGGGGUGGGGAACGCAGAAGCUUCUGUUUCAGCUGCCACCGCCACCUGGUUGGUGAAAGAUUCAACUGGCAUGCUGGGCCGCAUCAUCUUUGCCUGGUGGAAGGGGAGUAAGCUGGACUGCAAUGCCAAGCAGUGGAGGCUUUUUGCUGACAUCCUCAAUGAUGUGGCCAUGUUCCUUGAGAUCAUGGCUCCCAUAUAUCCAAUCUUUUUCACUAUGACUGUCUGUAUCAGCAACCUGGCCAAGUGCAUCGUGAGCGUGGCUGGUGGGGCCACUCGGGCGGCCCUGACCAUGCACCAGGCCAGGAGAAACAACAUGGCUGAUGUGUCAGCCAAGGAUAGCAGCCAGGAGACACUGGUAAACCUGGCAGGGCUCCUGGUCAGCCUCUUGAUGCUUCCCCUGGUGUCAGCUUGCCCGAGCUUCAGCCUCAGCUGUUUCUUCUUCCUCACCGCCCUUCACAUCUAUGCCAACUACCGGGCAGUCCGAGCCCUUGUCCUAGAGACUUUGAACGAAGACCGGCUCCGGCUGGUUCUGAAGCACUUCCUCCAGAGGGGAGAGGUUCUUGACCCCACUUCAGCUAAUCAGAUGGAGCCACUGUGGACAGGUUUUUGGCCAUCUCUGUCUCUAUCCCUGGGGGUCCCCCUACACCGCUUAAUCUCCAGUGUCUUUGAGCUGCAGCAGCUGGUUGAAGGACACCAAGAACCCUACCUCCUUCACUGGGACAAAUCAAAGAGCCAAGUGCAAGUCGUUUUGAGCCAGAAGGCAGGCCCUGAAACCAUCCUAAGGGCUGCCACACACGGCCUGGUACUUGAAGCCCUGCAGGGAGAUGGGCCCCUCCCAAGAGAGCUGGAGGAACUGAGGAACCGAGUACUGGCAGGUGCUGACAAAGAGAGCUGGGUCAUCAUCAAGGAGACACACCAAGUGUUGGACAAGCUCUUCCCAAAGUUCUUGAAAGGACUGCAGGAUGCAGGCUGGAAGACUGAGAAGCACCAGCUAGAGGUGGAUGAGUGGAGGGCCACGUGGCUUCCGUCUCCAGAAAAGAAGAUCUUGUGAGCAGCCCAGAUAGAGGACAGGAACCUGAAGCAAGCACACUUUGGCCACAGCAGAAUGUGGGAAGAGAAGCUUUUAUUUUUGCUUAGGGGAACCGCUAUGGCAGUUUGGCCAAGGCCUCAUGGGCUGUAAACUGCCAGUCAGAUGGACAAGGCCCCAGGCAGAGACAAGGUGGAGAGAAGGGGAACCAGGGCCUACCUCCUCCCCCUCCUGCCAUACUCCCUUUUCACCACUGCAGGCCCCGCCCCCAGCUCCCCCCUCCCCCAUUCAUCUUGAGGCUGAGCCCUGCCCUGACUGUGGCUCAUGGUGUCCAACGCAGUUGGCCUCAGGCAUAGAAGCCCCAGAAGAAAGUGGCCACAGCCAUCAUUAGCAGGGCAUUGAUGUUGACCACACGGGCCCAGCUCGAGUCCUCACUGAUGUCCUCCAGCCGCCUGGCUGCCGCAGCCAUCUCCUCCUGAGUAGGGGCUGGGGGACUACCGGCCCCACCCCCAUUCAUUCCACAGAACCAGAGCAGACACCUGCGGAGCAGGCCAGGUGCUGGGGGCUGGGGCUCUAGGAAAAAUGGACCGCAGACAGUUAGUUUGAGGGAACUUGGCUCCCCUAGUCCCUGGCCCCACCUCCUGAAGCAGUGCCUUACCCUCCAUCUCCACCGCAUGCUCCGGACACCCAUUCUGUAUGGGGGGUGAGGUUGGACCUUCCAGCUCAUCAGCAUCCAGGUCCUCUCGCUCCUCCUUGCUGUGCCGUAGACUGAAGACCAGGCGGUGGAGCUGGGAGAGGGGGCAGGGACCAAGUGAGAGUGCUGCUCCCCCAGCACGCACCCUGAAGUGCCUCAUCCACCUGGUACUCCUAAGCUCCCUCUGCCCACCCUAUGCUCUUGGUUCAGACUCAGUUCACUCAAACCUGACCUUCCAUGGCAGCCCUUUGCCCUCAGAUUAAACCUAAGUUCUUUAACUGUGUGUUUAAAGCUCUUGGCCCUGGUCACCCCCGUUUCAUCACCCCAAGUCCCUGUCUACACUCAAGUUGUGGUCCUUUAGACACUAGUCUUCUAGUCCUGCUAACAGUGUUCCUUCCUGUGGAUAUUUGUUCACAUAGUUUCCUCCUGCCUUUCCCUCCUUCUCCACCUGUGCAGUCCUGCCCAUCCUUCUAUCCUGCCCAUCCUUCUACCCAGCUCUUCGGUCCUGGUCCCCAGUCAGCCCUGUCCUGGGGCACCUCCCCUGCAGCAGCACAAGCCCAGACCCUUUUGUGGGCCUUUGAGAUAGCAUUCUGUCCCUCUCAGCCACCUGGCCUAUGUACUGGAUCCUGUGUUUUUU
Molecule: messenger RNA, 2776 nt
Organism: Canis lupus familiaris (dog)
Lineage: Eukaryota; Metazoa; Chordata; Mammalia; Carnivora; Canidae
Gene: RUSF1
Product: RUS family member 1
Exons: 13
Coding region: 12-1469 (485 amino acids)
Source: RefSeq, a predicted model, not a curated record